AUGUGGGGUGCCGUCGCCUGGGGCCGCGCCCCGGCUCCCGCCCGCGGGCCGGCGGCCUCGCUGCGCCCCUUCGGCACCUCCUUCACCCGCGGCGGCUGGAUCCGCGCCGACCGUUCGCGCACCGGCCUGCCUGGCCUCACGGGCGCCGUGCCGCCCAUCAUCCGAUUCUUCCGUCGGCACACCUCCACUGAGUCCACCGAAUCUCCGGGCCCCGGCAGCGUCGACCUGCAGGAGCCCCCCCAGGAUCCCGAUGCAGGGUCGCCCGAGCAGGCGGGCAUCGCAGGUCGAGAUACGGUCUCAGAAGACGAGGGGCCAUUCGCGCUGCGCACCCUGUGGGAGGAGAUGAAGGACGUGACGUUUAUGGGGAAGAGGGGGGAGGGCUGGUUCUUGGCGCAGGUCAUCGCGGUGAUGCUGAUCCUCUUCCCGCCGGUCAGCCUGAAGGGGAUGCUGGACGCCGUGGGCGUGCUGGCGGUGGCCACCGGGCUUGUCUUCACCUUGUCGUCGGUGUUGAGUUUAGGAAGGAAUAUAUCUCCAUUCCCGUACCCCAGACCAAGCUCGAAAGGCAUAGUCACGGACGGAAUGUACCAAUACGUUCGGCACCCAAUGUACGGUGGGCUGCUGCUGGCCUGCAUCGGCAUCAGCGCGAUCUCGCACAGCGAGGCUCGCUUUCUGCUCACCCUGGUUUUGUGGUGGGCCAUGGAAAAGAAGGUGGAAUUCGAGGAGGCCAGGCUGAUAGAAAGGUUUCCAGAGUACGAAAAAUACAGAUCUGGCGCAAGGAAGUUCUUCCCGUUUGUGUACUGA
This is a messenger RNA of Ostreobium quekettii, 801 nucleotides long. The record is from the annotation of a GenBank genome assembly. Lineage: Eukaryota; Viridiplantae; Chlorophyta; Ulvophyceae; Bryopsidales; Ostreobiaceae.